Molecule: messenger RNA, 762 nt
Organism: Sugiyamaella lignohabitans
Lineage: Eukaryota; Fungi; Ascomycota; Dipodascomycetes; Dipodascales; Trichomonascaceae
Exons: 1
Coding region: 1-762 (253 amino acids)
Biological process (GO): mRNA cis splicing, via spliceosome
Cellular component (GO): cytosol; spliceosomal complex
Source: RefSeq, a predicted model, not a curated record
AUGCCCUUUGCAAUUCAAACUAUUCAAAGCGCUCCGCUGGAUUCGGAGUUUACUCCUUUACAGGAGCAUCAGUCAUAUACUCCAGCUAGCUUCUCUCUUGAAGAGAAUCCUAUCCUUUACCUGAAAAGUACAGCUGCUAAAAUUGAGACUUCAAAGCCAUUACCACAGGUUCCAAAUGCUACUGUAAUCACAGGUGACAUCUAUAUUUCUUCGUCUUACUUGACUAUUUGGAUCCCGGAUCACUCCGUCGGGGUAACAAUUCCUUACCAAUGUAUUACUCUCCAUGCCAUUCAAAGUGGAGGAGAGUCCGUCUAUUUGCAGAUCGAAUCAGAGGGAUUAGUAGAGGGAAACCCUUCAUUUGAUGAUGCUCCUAUUAUGGAGCUCACAAUAUCUUUGGAAAAGGAAAAUGACCCAACGAUACGCGAUUUGUACAACGCUUUGAGUGAAUGUUCAUCUUUGCACCUCGAUGUUAGCGAGGGUGAUGAGGAGGAUAUUGAUGGAUUUGAAGGAAUGGGUGAGGGUGAUGACGGCUGGAUUACUGCCGAGAGUUUAAUUAGUGGCCAGGGUGACGACGAUGUUAGCUUAGAUGCUAGUAAGGAAAAUGGGCAUGGACCAGCAGCAGCUUUAGAAGUUGCAGUUGCGGAUGCUGAGAGUGUUAGAGCAGGCCAGCGACGUGGCAGAGAAGAAAACGAAGAUGAGGAAGUUGAUGCCGAAGAAGAGUCUGUGGAGGCAGAGGAAUCAAAAUGGCGAAGGACCAACUAA